AUGGGGGUACCUUUAUUUGGUGAUAGUAAGCCCUUCUAUUUCCGGAUCUGGAAUGGACUAAGUCAGAGGCUGCAAGGCAAAAAAUCCUGGGAUAAACAUCUGGAUGAAAUCUACUUACUCCAGCAGAAAAGGAUCUGUGAGUCCCCACUCCUCCAGGCUGCCAAGGAGAACAACCUCCCAGCCAUUAGGAAACUUCUCACUGAUGGAACAUGUGAUAUCUACCAGAGAGGUGCAACAGGGGAGACUGCCCUUCAUGUAGCUGCCUUGUAUAAUAGCGUGGAGGCUGCUGUGGCUCUGAUGGAAGCAGCUCCAGAGCUUGUCAAUGAGAAGAUGACAUCAGAGCUCUAUGAAGGGCAGACAGCUCUCCACAUUGCAGCAGUGAACCAGAACAUCACUUUGGUGAAAGCUUUACUCAAGAAAGGGGCCAAUAUCUGCACAGCCCAGGCCACUGGGCACUUCUUCAGACGCAGCUCCCAGAACCUUCUCUAUUUUGGAGAGCAUGUUUUGUCAUUUGCUGCCUGUGUGGGAAAUGAGGAGAUUGUGCAGUUACUCAUUGAAAAUGGAGCUGACAUUAGAGCUCAGGAUUACCUGGGUAACACUGUUCUUCACGUCUUGGUUCUCCAGCCUAAUAAGACAUUUGCCUGCCACAUGUACAGCCUGAUACUUUCCUAUGACAGGAACAAAGAAGGACCAGGAUCACUUGAAUUGAUUCCUAACAAUGAGGGGCUUACUCCAUUCAAACUGGCUGGAGUUGAGGGCAACACUGUGAUGUUUCAAUACCUCAUGCAGAAGCGGAAGCACAAUCUCUGGUCCUUUGGACCCUUGACCACUGUGCUAUAUGAUCUCACAGAGAUUGACUCCUGGGCUGAAGAUCAGUCCUUUCUUGAGCUCAUUGUCUCAACCAAGAAGAGAGAGGCACGCCAGAUCUUAGACCUAACACCUGUGAAGGAGCUGGUGAGCCUGAAGUGGAAUAUGUAUGGACGGCCCUAUUUCUGUUUCCUGGCUUUAUUCUAUGUACUCUACAUGGUCUGCUUCACUAUGUGCUGUGUCUACCGGCCAUUGAAAGUCCGAACAGGCAACAAAACAAGCAGUAGAGACAAUACAAUCUAUGUCCAGAAAAUGCUGCAGGAAUCAUAUAUAACAUAUGAGGAUGAGUUGAGGUUGGUGGGGGAGCUGAUCACAGUCAUUGGAGCUGUAGUAAUUUUGAUCCUUGAGAUCCCAGAUAUCCUUAGAGUUGGAGCAGCGAAAUACUUUGGACAAACCAUCCUAGGAGGGCCUUUCCACAUAAUUGUUAUCACAUAUGCUUGUAUGAUUCUGGUAACCAUGGUAAUGCGUCUCACCAGCACUACUGGUGAGGUGGUGCCCAUGUCCUUUGCCCUGGUACUAGGAUGGUGCAAUGUCAUGUACUUCGCACGAGGCUUCCAGAUGCUUGGACCCUUUACCAUCAUGAUCCAGAAGAUGAUAUUUGGAGAUCUUAUGCGCUUUUGUUGGCUCAUGGCUGUGGUGAUACUAGGCUUUGCAUCAGCUUUUUACAUCAUCUUCCAGACAGAGAACCCUGAAAACCUUGGGCAAUUCUACAACUAUCCCAUGUCCUUGUUCACCACCUUUGAGCUGUUUCUCACUAUAAUUGAUGGUCCUGCAAACUAUGAUGUGGACCUGCCUUUUAUGUACAGUGUGGUAUAUUUUUCCUUUGCCGUCAUUGCCACCCUCCUUAUGCUCAACUUGCUAAUUGCCAUGAUGGGUGACACCCACUGGCGAGUGGCCCAUGAGCGGGAUGAACUCUGGAGAGCCCAGGUUGUCGCUACUACUGUCAUGCUGGAACGGAAAUUGCCACGGUGUCUCUGGCCUCGCUCCGGGAUCUGCGGCCGGGAGUAUGGGCUAGGGGACCGAUGGUAUCUCAGAGUAGAAGACAGGGUUGAUCCCAACAAACACAAGAUGAUGCGGUACACAGAAGCAUUUAAGGCUCAUGAUAGGGAUAACUGUGACAAAGGUCUGGAAAAACUGGAAAUCGAUAGGAACAUCUUGUAUAAGAAGGAACUGUCUGCUCUGUCAUUGUCACGGAGCACAUCAAGGAUGAAUUCUCACAGUGGCUGGGAAAUACUGAGGCGCAACACCUUCCACUCAAUUCAUGGGGAGGUCAAUCAAGCCAUGGAGGAAGAGGUAUAUGAUGUCUAA
Messenger RNA from Cygnus atratus (black swan), 2175 nucleotides. Its product is annotated as transient receptor potential cation channel subfamily V member 6-like. The record is from RefSeq and is a predicted model, not a curated record. Gene Ontology annotation, cellular component: membrane. Gene Ontology annotation, molecular function: protein binding; calcium channel activity. The transcript has 15 exons. NCBI's taxonomy places the organism in Eukaryota, Metazoa, Chordata, Aves, Anseriformes, Anatidae. The coding region runs from base 1 to 2175 and encodes 724 amino acids. Gene Ontology annotation, biological process: calcium ion import across plasma membrane.